Messenger RNA from Daldinia childiae, 2706 nucleotides. RefSeq lists its product as uncharacterized. Bases 1 to 2706 code for a protein of 901 amino acids. The transcript is spliced from 2 exons. NCBI's taxonomy places the organism in Eukaryota, Fungi, Ascomycota, Sordariomycetes, Xylariales, Hypoxylaceae. The record is from RefSeq and is a predicted model, not a curated record.
AUGGGUGCUAAUCAGAAACCUACGCCUGGGGCCGCAUCCACACCCGGAGCUAUGAGACAUUCCGGGUGGAUUGGGCAGACGGCUUCAUAUGCAAAUGGGAUUUCCCAAUGUGGCAAUAUCGAGCCGACUGUGUUUGGAGGUUAUGAUAACGAUUUUCAUUUGGAAGACCCGGAGUUUUUCUACGCCAUUAAGCGACGGGAUCCGUCGUGGGCAGAGGGCAGUAGCGGAGCGAUACCUCUGGGAACAGGGACUCUAUACGGCGCUGGUGGCAAGUUUACCGAGACUGAAGUUGUUGAUUUUUCGCAGAGAGGGCUAUCGCAAUGUGUCCCAGACACUGCCAGUACCCUGACAUAUUCACCCCCUUCUUCGUAUCAAGGAUCGGUAUUGUCCUCCAUCCAGACAGACUUCAUAUCCGACAUCUUUUCCACAGGAACGCCAAAGUCGCGCGAUCCUAGCCCUCUACAGGUUAGGGAUAAGAUAUCUGCUGAUAUAGAUGGUUAUCACGUCUGUUCUAGGGAUCCGUGCAGAGCCAAAUUCAUCAGCAAAAGAGACCUUGAUAUCCACUCCAGCGUUGGGCAUAGACACAUUUGCCUUUGGGGCAAUAAGGGACCAUGCUCCAGUGCAGGAUUCGCGACGACAGAAGAGCUUAAUUGGCAUGUGAAGCGCGAACACUUACUACUAUGUCCAGUCCCAGGAUGUGCAGAAGACACUUUCGUUUCCAAAGAUGUCCUCGAUUGUCACCUAAAAUAUGCCCACGGCAAUGCGACGGUGGUCCAGAACGCCCAAUUUAAGCCCGUCAACCUUCUCGAAACCGUGCCAGCACUGUCGGAAUCAGCAGUGAGUAGCCAAACUCAAACUUCGAUUAACAACCCCAACGCCAUAGAAGAGAAGACAAUCGGGUUGAACACGUCUCUCGAUGUUUCGAAGAAGCACUGCAGAGACCGGUUGGAAGCUGUACUCGAGAAGAGGAUGAAGAAAGCUAACGCAUUAGGCGGCACACCAAAAACUGGUGAAGAUUAUAAAUAUCACAUUUCCAAGUUACUAGAAUCAGCUAGUUUCCCCAUUAUUUGGGAACACGGCGUCCUCCCAUUUCUCGUCGAAUUCAUCCCAAAAUGGUGUGGCCAUGGUCAUGUCAUUUCCGUUAUGCGUGGGAGGAAGCCCAAUUCGAGACGAAUCUGUAUCAUGACGAAGAAAAACGUCUCCAGAGCUCGGAGGCUAGUCAUUGCAAGCCACGUACGAGACCUGCUUCCAAAGAAUCACCAUAACUUAGUCACGUUCAUAUUCUCUGUCGGCGAAGUAAACCGCAUAUGGUCGCGAGGUUUAGGUAAGGAUAUGCCGGAUGAGAUUUGCCUCCCGCGUAAUCCUUUCUACUAUACGAACCCGUGCAUAGGUGAUAGUAUUGGGGCGAUAUCAGAGGAUGGCGAUGAGAUCACAGCAACGUUAGGACCCUGUCUGGCAGUUGGCGGCGGUAAUUUUUGGUUGGUUAAUUUUCACCCGUUUAUCGACGUGAGCAAAGGAACCCAGCCAGUAUCUAUCGAGCACCCGUCUCCGGCGGACCGUACAAGGUGCUUAGAUGAGAGGCAUGAAGUCUUGAAUGACAACAACCUCAACUUCUUCAUUGGAAAUUUGACGGCAACUUCUGGGUUCGACUUGAAAACUACUCGGGUUUCCCAUGAUCCGUAUUGGGAAGAAUGUGAUAAGGAGCCGCCAUUGAUCGUUACAGAUUGGGCAUUGGUUUCUACGAAGUGUCAGCAGGCCAACAUGCUGCGAAAAUUCCCUGCCACCAACCAAAAGCAGGAGACUCCAGUAACUUCGAUGAGCUCGGUUGUGCCUGGCGCAACAGUAUGCUCUACAGGACGUACCUCGGGUUUUCAACGAGGUCAGGUUUGUGAGAUACCUGCAUAUGUCGAUGGUUUAGGAAACGGUACAGGAAAAGCAUCUCGGGAGUGGUACGUAGAGGAGCCUUACCCCUAUAACGACGAAGAAGCUUGGAUUUGCGGUGGUAUAGGGGUUGAAGGCGAUAGCGGUGCUGCCAUCAUCGAUUCUGGGACCAACGCUAUGAUCGGCCAACUUUGGGGGCGGAACAAAUACUACGGCCCUGGGCCGAGGCACACUUUCUUUACGCCCGUAUAUGACAUUUUAGACGAUAUUCGAGAGAAGUGUGGCGAGGAGCGACAGCCCCAGCUGCCAUCGUACCGCGACGAGGCAGAAUGUUGGCCUGUCUAUCCGGUCUGUAAACAAUGUUUUAAACUUCGCGAAUAUCUAGAAAGUCGGCGUAGCUCUCGAGAGUCAUUGGUGUCUAUGAUCGGGGUGCACGAUGGAAGAGCCGGGGAUACUGACAACGAAGUCACAUCCGUAUCAGAGUUGGCAACACCAAGAGAUGCCUCAAACUUACUUCGUCACGUAGGACCUGAAGUAACAAGCCCAUCAUUUAGUGGCAUGGUAUCUCCAGCGCCGAUCCAUGCUUUCUAUCCAAAUUCACAAGCCCUCUCCCCGGGUAAUCCCGAGUUGAGAAGUCCCUAUGCGCACGCUCUAAAAGAUGAUGACCUCUACGAAAGAUGUCCGGAAACCAAUGAGACCGCAACGGGUAUAUUGCCGACACCAACAGCACGUACUAAUAGCCGACCACCAACCAAGAGGCGAAAAGUAAUGCCUGCCAGUACCAACCUGCCUGUCAGCACCAACCCCUUUUUACCAUCUAGGUAG